This is a messenger RNA of Symbiodinium necroappetens, 1809 nucleotides long. The record is from the annotation of a GenBank genome assembly. NCBI's taxonomy places the organism in Eukaryota, Dinophyceae, Suessiales, Symbiodiniaceae.
AUGAAGCUGGCAAGAACACGUGCUGCUACGCUGGGUUUGCCUGGCAUCGCGCCCCAUGAGUUGGUUGCAUCGAAUGCUAUGACUAAGAAGCUGGAGAGUAAGCAGGCUAGUUCAGCUACGCGUCCGAACUUGCUUCGCUUAUCGCCUGAGUUCAUUGUUCCUUCGGAAGCUGGUUUGAACACCUUGGUAGCAACUCUGGAAACAGAGGCGCGCCGAAUGGGUGCAGAAGAGGAUGUUCGGACAAGCCGUUCUGGGACCGGGACAGAAGACUAUGAGUACACUGUUGCAGCGCAGCUCAAGGGCAAAGGCAAAGGCAGAGGAAAAGGCAAGGAAGAGCCUCAAAUUGGCAUUGAACCUCAGGAGGAGAACGACCUCAUUCGAAUGAAGAAGAUUCGGAUGGCAGCAGAGGCCAUCAAUGGUGGAAACAUCACGGUAGAUGAUAUGCUGCCUGAUGUCUGGGAAUGGGCAGAGCAGCAGCAGGAGGUCCUGGAAUGGCCUCCACAGGUUGAGGAGGAUCUCUGGAAAUGCUACCGCGAAGGUAUUUACCAGAAGGGCGAUGAGAGCUCAAGGAGGGAAGCCAAGACCGUCACGGACGCGUUGCGGGAUGUGCUUCUUCAACUUGUAUCAUUGGCAGGAGGGGAGCAGAUCAAUUUUCGUAUCCGUUCAGAUCAAAGCAAGGAGUUCGUUUCCAAGAUUGCGCAUGAAGAUCUCAAGACGUUCAAUCACUUCCGCACGUUUGCGGUACCGUAUUCGCAUCAGAGCAAUGGCAUAAUUGAGCAGUUGCUAGGUUCGCUUAAAACUUCAACUGCGUCGUUGCUCUUGAGCGGGCAGCUGGAUGUGAGAUUCUGGGAUGAAGUCAUGGUGCAUGCUGCAAAGCUCAAGCGGAUGCGACAGCUUCGCCUUCCGAUACCAAAAGAUCUGCCUAUCCGAGGGGACUUUGUUUUGGUCCGAAAGCCAGUUGAAAACAUGCCCGUUUUUGAAGACCGGACAGAACGCGAAAUGACCGACGAGGAGGAGCAUGAAACGGAAGAGAUCUUUCAACAGUUGAUGCGUGAAGCGGAGCAACGUCGUGGAUUAGCUGAGGUGGUGCCGAAUUCUGUGUUGACAGGUGAACGCGCUGCCGCUGAGCGGUGGAUUAGUGCCGUGCAGAAAGAGUUGGCUAGUGUUGAGAACAAGGAGGUACUCUUGCCGGUACGAGUGGGUCAUGAACGGGAGGAUCUGCAAUUGGAAGCUGGCGAAAAGAUCCCCCGUGAAGCACCACUCUUGGACCCGCCGGCCAUCAUGAAACGCUUGAAUCUUGUGCCACGUGGGGUUAAGUACCUUCCCUUAAAGGGGUACAUCAGCCGAAAAGAGUGUGAUAUCAAGUGUGGCGAGCUGGGACAAUUGGAGAGAAAGGCAGAACUAGUUUUCCUUGGAGUGCAAGUUAGCUUCAACGCGCAGGGCGAUGUGAUCAUCAACCAGCGUGCUUGGAUCCUUCAGGAGCUUCAUCGACGACAAUGGUUACAUCUUAAAGGCUGUACGAGCUUGCCACAACUUGAGCUUGACGAUGACGAAGCGAAGGACGAGGCGUAUGAACAGAAUAAGCUUGAGUGUCAGCGAGAGCUAGGAACACUUCUGUGGAUGAGUGCACGGUCAAGACCUGACAUAGCCAGCACGGUAGGAAUUUUGGCAUCGGAGUUGACUCAUAGGCCUAAGCGGGUAUUGCAAUUGCUUCGUCAUGUACGGCGGUACAGCCGUGGAACAUUGGAUGUCUGCCUCACCUACAAGGAAGGUGCGGCAGGACAUACAGGAGUUCACAUGUUUCUCUGA